AUGGGAGAUUCACAACAAGAAAAGGGAAAAGGAAACUAUAAUCAACGGUCCGUGGAAGAGAGCAACAUGUUGUUGCAACUACUUGUUGAGGCCAUAAAAAAUGGAUGGCGUGAUGCUAAUGGCGUAAUAAGCAAGCAGACUAUAGAAGCCAAAAUUGUUCCCGUGCUCAAUGAAAAACUUAGGUGUCAAAAAACUCAAGAUCAUGUUAAGAACCGUGUGAACAUGUUGAGGGGUCGAUAUCAAUCAAUAUGUCAGCUUUUUAGGCAUAGUUCCGGAUUUGGUUGGUACCUCGUCACAAAGAAGUUCAUAGCUAGUGAUGAAGUAUGGGAAGGCUUCCUUAGGUCCCACCCAAAGAGUCAAGGUGUUCACAAAGAGACAUUUGCGAACUAUGAAGAUUUGAUGACUGUAUUUAGCAAUGGAACAUGUAAAGGAAAUAACUCAAUUGCAUUGGGUGAUGAUAUUGAUGCCACAACAUAUAUAGUCGAUGAAAGUAGGCCAAUCAAAGUAAACGAAUUUCCUCCACCUGAUGAGAGCUUUGAGCAACUUGAUCCAUUAUUCCAAAAUCCAUCCUAUUCAUCAUCUUUCCUAGAUGCAAAUUUGGAGGAGUUCUUGAAAAUGACACCAGAAGAACGCUCAGAGGUGUUCGGUAUCAUCUCCAAGAUUUUGCUGGUAAUGAUCGUGACCCCGUAA
Malus domestica (apple) is the source of this 690-nucleotide messenger RNA. RefSeq lists its product as uncharacterized. The record is from RefSeq and is a predicted model, not a curated record. NCBI's taxonomy places the organism in Eukaryota, Viridiplantae, Streptophyta, Magnoliopsida, Rosales, Rosaceae.